Messenger RNA from Akanthomyces muscarius, 852 nucleotides. RefSeq lists its product as uncharacterized. The transcript has 2 exons. Bases 1 to 852 code for a protein of 283 amino acids. The record is from RefSeq and is a predicted model, not a curated record. Gene Ontology annotation, molecular function: protein dimerization activity. Lineage: Eukaryota; Fungi; Ascomycota; Sordariomycetes; Hypocreales; Cordycipitaceae.
AUGGACCUUGAAUGGAUGAACUUCUGUUUGGACCCUGAACUCCUGUCCCCGCCGUUAUCAUGUUCCUCCUCCUUGCCGUCUGAAGGAUGUCCAGAUUGGGAAUUUGCAACAUUUUACCAGACUCCUUCCUCUCUGCGCGACGAUGAUGGAUCAAGCAAGCCCGGCGACCAAAAUGUAUAUCCACUCUUGGCAGGACCCCGGAGAUCGGUACUCAACACCCCCGCUGGUCUCUCGAGCCCAAUCAAAUGGCACGAUUUGUUACAGCUUUUCCUAGAAAGAGAGUGCUCCGCGCCGGCCGCCACUGGCCCAAACGUCGACUUUGGUGGCCAAUCUCCACAGCCCUUGUUUGGGCCCCGGCUGCCAAGUCCGGGGACUUGCCCUGUUGCGGACGGGCAGGGCCAAGAAGACAGCGAUGGCUAUUCGACCACCCAUCAAUCAUCGCCCAUGGCUGCAGGAACUGCCAGCGAAGUGGCCACUCCGGAGCUACAGCACGAGACCGCCGCUUCAGAAAGUUCUCCCGAGAGCAAUCGCGAAGUGACAGGACGGGGGACAAUUACAUGUGCUAGUUCGAGAACAAGGCACAACAGGUCAAAGUCCAAUCACGAUCACAAAUGCAUCGAGAAAAACUAUCGCGACCGGCUCAAUAGCGGAUUCAAAAAUCUUACACGUGCACUGGAAGCCUGCGGAGAAAAUAUUAGUGCUAGCGAGGGCGGCACAUGCAACGAGUUCCGGGCGCAAAGCAAGGGAGCGGUGCUGCAGCUGGCUGCUGCGAGAUUACAACGUCUGCAGCGGGAAAAUAAGCUCCUUGCGAGUGAGCUGAAGUGGAUGAAAGGAUUGACGGCUAAUGUAUGA